Messenger RNA from Microthlaspi erraticum, 327 nucleotides. The record is from the annotation of a GenBank genome assembly. NCBI's taxonomy places the organism in Eukaryota, Viridiplantae, Streptophyta, Magnoliopsida, Brassicales, Brassicaceae.
AUGGAUCCUCCUACUAAUGGUUCCUCUUCCAACAGUGUCAACGAUUUUACUUUUGCUGAGAUUGAAGACAUGGAGAGUAUGUACAAGGAGUAUGGUGAUCAGAGUCUCACAACAGAGACUUUUGUCAAGUCCUUGUUUGCAGCUUUAGGAAGAGAGUUGGAAGAGAGUUGGUGUUUCAAGCUGAAGCAGCCAAACCAAGCUGACUCGAGGAUAAGCCAUCUCCUGCUGAGAUUCUUGACUUGUCAAAUCUCAGUGCUGCCAAAAAUGCUGAAAAUACCUCUGUUCAAAAACUGGAAGAUGAGGCAUUUCAUAUUAGGGGUAUUAUAG